This is a messenger RNA of Penaeus chinensis, 2299 nucleotides long. RefSeq names its product ceramide synthase 5-like. The record is from RefSeq and is a predicted model, not a curated record. Lineage: Eukaryota; Metazoa; Arthropoda; Malacostraca; Decapoda; Penaeidae. Bases 1 to 831 code for a protein of 276 amino acids. Gene Ontology annotation, cellular component: membrane. Gene Ontology annotation, biological process: ceramide biosynthetic process. Gene Ontology annotation, molecular function: sphingosine N-acyltransferase activity. The transcript is spliced from 2 exons.
AUGGCAGUGUUGCUGAGUUGGGGUGAGAGCCUGAACGCCUGGUUCUGGAAUCCGGAUGAAUCACACUCCAGCGGAAGGGCAUUUCCCAAAGGGGCGCGAGAGACGGCUCAAACGACGCAAGGGCGAAGGUGGCUGAGGCAGCGCGUCGUGUCUGCGAGGUCUACUGAUGUGGAGAAGUUUAACGACUGCGCAUGGCAGGCGCUGUACUACAGCCUGUACUGCGUGAUGGGGUUUGUGGUGCUUUGGGACAAGGCGUGGCUGUGGGACAUCAAGCACUGCUGGUACGACUACCCCGAGCAGAGCGUGGACAACGAUAUUUGGUGGUACUACAUGACGGCGCUCGGCUUCUACUGGUGCAUGACACUCACGCAUUUCAUCCAACACCAAAGGAAGGACUCGCUGCAGAUGUUCAUCCACCACGUCCUCACCAUCAUGCUCAUCGUCUUCUCGUGGACGGUCAACUUCGUGCGUCUCGGCUCGCUCGUGCUGAUCGUCCACGAGUGCGCUGACAUCCCCAUGUUGUUUGCCAAGAUGAGCAAGCUCUUCGGGCGUCGGGACUUGAUGGACAAAUUCUUCGUGGUGUUCGUGCUGUUGUGGCUAAGCACGAGGACCGGACUGUUCCCCCUGUGGAUCCUCAACAACUCACUGUUUGAGGCACACGUGAUUCUCGAUGUAGAGCUCAUCCCUGUCUAUUACAUCUUCAAUGGGAUGAUGCUUACGCUGUUCUUGAUCCACGUCGUCUGGACGUACCUCAUCCUCAGGAUUCUCGUCACGAAGCUCCUAGACCACAAAUUAGGAGGACCUCCGCUCCUCCUCGGACGCCUCGGCUGACGAAGACGAGCGUGCCACCAAGAAGGGCCAGUAACCUCGGGGGUUAUAGUCAUAUUCUGCUGUUUUAUGCUUCUUUCACUCACGCUGGAACCAAAGAGAACCAAAGCAGUCACAUUCCACUGCGUAGUUGCGUAGUUAUUUGUGCCAUAUUGUUAGGUUAUCAGUCUACCAGUACCUAGGGGCUGUGAACUUAUUCUUAAUAUGGGAAAUGGCGUUCCCAACUUUGUGUGUGUGUGUGUGUGUCAUGUGAAGAGCAUUCAGCAAAUAAGUUAGUCUUCAGGAAACCCCUUUGUAAUGUAAGAAGAAAAAUACAUUAGUGGUUCGGCUUCGUCAAGUGGGAGUUUUCAACCAUGGAAGAAAACCUUAGAGCGAAUGUGCGUGGGUGAUGCCGUUUCGUGGGGUGUAUUUUUUGGGUUGGAAGGUUGUCAAAUUACCCUCCCCGUGCAUUUUUUUUUCGAUCAUGAGCAUUCAGUGUAUGAUCCGCUGGUACUGUUGUGAGCCAGGAUUUCCCUGUGAUUGGGGGACGGGGCCAGCUGAAUCCGCGGAUAUUACCAAUCAUCGGAUCGCUUGUAAAUGGCAGUAACGCUAGUGUGGUGUUGGGGAUGGGACUUUUAUGGUAACUCAUCUCCUUAUGUGCUUCUGUUUAUUUUACCAUCAACCUUUUUUAGUCACUAUGGGAUGUCAGUGAAAAAAAUGGAGCGAACAUGAUGGCAUGUUACUGUGUCUCCCGAGAACAUGAUUUAUACUCAGCUUAUAAAUGAUAAGCGCCCGGGAGUUUUAGCCAAUCUCCCGUCCUUGUCUUCUGCACCCCCCCCCCCCCCUCUCCGGCUGCCUCCCAUCACUCGGUGUCCUCCACUUUUUUCCCAUUCACGGAGACCAGACACUAAACCAUCGCUGUUAGUAUUCUUCAGGUUAUCUUAGAAUACACUGCCAUCAUUUUAUAGGAAAUUGGAAGCACGUGAUAUACGAUCCCACCUAAUAGUUAAGGAUAGAGCUCAUAUUUAGACCUCUAAUUAUGUUAAUUAGUGUACUUGGUAGAUACACUAAAUGCCACCAAUGACCUUGGAUGCUUGAACGUCAGGAAAGAGUAAAUGAUCAUUCAGUCAAUCAGUCAGUUAGAAAGUCAGUCAAUCAGUCAUGUCAGUCAAUCAGUCAUGUCAGUCAAUCAGUAAUGUCAGUUAAUCAGUCAUGUCAGUCAAUCAGUCAUGUCAGUCAAUCAAUCAGUUAAUCAAGUCAGUCAGUCAGGGACGCUGAAAAAUGGCUCACCACUAUAUGGCGGAGUUUAAAAUCUUUGUCAUUUGAUUUUGUUCCAAGUUCCAGUGCGAAAAGCAAAGGAAGAAAUAGCACAAACUAAUAACGUAUGUAUUAGUAACUUUAUAUUGACUUUGGUUGGUAGUUAUGCAUUGUGCAUUGUUAUGCCAUGUUAACAAAUUUAUAGAUUUUUUAUUAAUAAAGGAAGCUAUUUGUC